This is a messenger RNA of Ictalurus furcatus (blue catfish), 1873 nucleotides long. It is a transcript of the gene csrp1b, whose product is annotated as cysteine and glycine-rich protein 1b. Gene Ontology annotation, biological process: sarcomere organization; muscle tissue development. Gene Ontology annotation, cellular component: cytoplasm; nucleus; Z disc. Gene Ontology annotation, molecular function: structural constituent of muscle; actinin binding. The record is from RefSeq and is a predicted model, not a curated record. NCBI's taxonomy places the organism in Eukaryota, Metazoa, Chordata, Actinopteri, Siluriformes, Ictaluridae. Bases 149 to 727 code for a protein of 192 amino acids. The transcript has 6 exons.
UCACUCGCUCUCUCUCUCCUCUCCAUCUGUUGUCCUGCCCACUCUCUCCCACCCUGUCUCUCUGAUAUUACUAUGAGCAACUGUGAACUUUUCACAACUCUUUCUCAGCUGCAUCCAUCCACAGCACUAACACCACACUGACUGCAGGAUGCCCCUCGGAGGGGGAAACAGGUGUGGCUGUUGCCAGAAGACUGUGUACUUUGCAGAGGAAGUACAGUGUGAGGGGAAGUAUUUCCACAAGUCCUGCUUUCUCUGUAUGGUCUGCAGAAAGAAUUUGGACAGCACCACGGUAGCUGUACACGUGGAUGAGAUUUACUGCAAAUCGUGCUAUGGCAAGAAAUAUGGUCCAAAAGGCUACGGUUAUGGUGGCGGUGCCGGAACCUUGAGUAUGGACUCAGGUGAAGGACUGGGGAUCAGACCUGUGGAGCAAGCAGCACAUCAACCUACCAACAACCCCAAUGCCUCCAAGUUUGCACAGAAAUUUGGCAGCUCGGAUGUGUGCCCUCGCUGUGGCAAAGCUGUUUAUGCUGCAGAGAAAGUGAUGGGAGCUGGUAAUGCAUGGCAUAAGAGCUGCUUCAGGUGCGCUAAGUGUGGAAAGAGCCUGGAGUCCACCACACUAGCCGAUAAAGAUGGAGAGAUCUACUGCAAAAGUUGCUAUGCUAAAAACUUUGGGCCGAAGGGUUUUGGGUUCGGCCAAGGGGCAGGAGCUCUAGCCCAUGCACAGUAGGAACGCAGUACACAAGACCAAGAGGAUCUGCUUCAGCUUUCUGCUUUGAUUUCUGCAUUUCUACACCUACCACAGAGUCGCACGUGCUUGCAAUUUGCACAUGGAAAGGCUUUUAAACCUUUAACUACUCAUUAUAAAGAGCAUUAUUUUACAAGGGCCAGAUUCUACAAGCAGCAUGACUACACUUUCAACGAUGGGUUUAUCAAACAGAUGACGUUUUCAUACUGUUUUAUAUCUACUGGGGUUUAAAUGUUCUCAAUGAAUCUUAAAAAUAACGGGAAGUUAACAAUCCUUUAAAACUGUUAGAAAAGAGCUAAUUUAUUAAAUCAAUAAAUAUUGCUUUCUUGUUCCACUGAGUCAACAGUGAGCCACACUAGUGGUUUAAAACACAUUACCUCACUGUGCAAUACUACACAUUACUACAUAUUACAGUUUAUGCUUCUUUGGGACCUCUCAGAAAUGUGUUACAUGUCUAAUAGUGAAGAAAAUAAUUGUGGAGAAACGGUCGUGAUUAUACUAAAAUGAUCUCUAUAAACUGCUAUAACCUUCCUUCACAGAGGCAGGGUAAACAUGUGCAGAUGACCUGAUUGUUUACAUAUGACAUCAUUGAGACAUCAAAAAGCAGAAGUGUUGUUAAUGAACAAUGGGGGAUUAUGUCUCCGAGCCUGUCGGCACCCUGACCGGGAGCAUGCUGCCGUGAAGACACGAAUUAUGGAAUGAAAGACUGAGAGACAUUGAGUGACAGAUUAUCCUGUGUUAAUCUGAAAUGAAAUAAUCCAAAUGCAGGUUUAAGUCUUUAAAUAUACAGCAGAAAUACAGACCUCAGUUAAAAAGAAGGGGAAAACAGUCACUGUGUUUUGUGUGGAAAAAAGUGGAGUGCUUUGCCACCAGGUACACUGUCAUGCAGUUUUAUAAGGAAAUUAUUUUAAUGCAGAUUUUGGCUUUCAUUUAUGUCUAUCGCUACAAGUCCCAGACAGCCUCUAUAAUUUUUUUUUUUUCUGAAAAGUGCUGCAUUUCUUAAUGUUACUUCUGUGAUUAGCACUCUGUUCAUUAUAAGUGGUUAUUAACUGUUCAGUGACCUUGCUGGACUAAUGAGGUGGUUUCAAGCUAAAAAUAAAUGCAUUUUUUCCUUUGGAAAUAAUCACA